UUGACCAAUCAGAGGCGGCAGAGGGGAGCGCGCGGCCAACCCCGAGCGAGAGGGGCGGGGCCUCGGGGGAGGGGCAGGGCGCAGGGUAUCAUGGAGGAUCAGAAGGCAAACUGGCCAUCAGAGCAGCGCCGAUCCCCGGGAGUCCCUCAGCCGCUUUCUCACCGCCGCACGAGACCUUCCGCCAUGGACAUGAAGAAGAGGAUCACCCUGGAGCUGCGGAACCGGAGCCCGGCGGAGAUGGCGGAGCUGGUGGUGGACAACAGCCGCUCUGCCGACGGGGAGGUGGAGGGGCUCACGGACGCCUUCGUGGAGCUGGAGUUCCUCAGCAUGGUCAACGUGGGCCUGAGCUCGCUGGGCCGGCUGCCCGCCCUGCCCAAGCUGCGCAAGCUGGAGCUGAGUGACAACAACCUGUCUGGUUCUCUGGAGACGCUGAAGGAGAAAUGUCCAAACCUGACGUACCUGAACCUGAGCGGCAACAAGAUCAAAGAGCUGAGCACCGUGGAGGCCCUGCAAAACCUGAAGUUCCUCCAGAGUCUGGACCUGUUCAACUGUGAGAUCACGUCCCUGGAGGACUACCGGGAGAGCGUGCUGGAGCUGCUGCCCCAGGUGACCUACCUGGACGGCUUCGACCACGAGGACAACGAGGCGCCCGACAGCGAGGCCGACGACCACGACAAGGCGGCGCCGCCGACCGGAGACUACGACGAGGAUGAUGAAGACGAGGAAGACGAGGACAGCUCUGAGGGAGGAGAGGUGGGCCUGAGCUUCCAGGGGACCCGGAGCAGUCAGGUUGUGGACGACUUCGGCGAGGAGGAGGAAGAGGAGGACGAAGAGGACCAGGCCGGCGCUCAGGGGGAGAAGAGGAAGAGGGCCGUCGAAGACGAGGAUGACGAAGACGAGGAGGAGGACGACUAGUCCGGUUCCCCCAGACCAGCGUCGCUUUCAGUCCGUCUCACUUUUCGAUAAUAUAUAUACACAAGAAGAUUUGAUCAGAACUCCAGUCCACGUGUCCCUUAAACCUGGUCCAGGUCCUGAAUCUGAUCCACCAGCAGGACUUCCUGUCAGCAGAUAUGUGGAGACUUCAGAAUGAUGUCACUUCCUGUCUCCGUCUGGCCUACAAGUCCAGACGACAAGACUCGUGUCUCUUAGACCAGAAGAACCGGAUCAGACGGAUCUGAAUCCUUUGGCCCGGUCCUCUGGACUUCGGACCUCCAUCGAGUCCUGAUCCAUAUCGGGAUCCGGAGCCUCGAGUUUCCUCCCGCCGACAGGAAGUGAAGAGAUCACCUGACGACCGCAUCCUGUCCACACCGAGAGACCAGAACCGGUUCUUCCUGCUGCCAUAUCUGAUUCUGGACCCAUCGGGGCCCCCCCCUUAAGGGUCUCCCGUCCGGUCUGGACCCUCGAGUCUCUGGUCCCUGUGUGUUCUUGGGGGGCCUCUGGGGGCCAUUAGUUCCGUUUGUUUCCUUUGGAGCGACUUCCUGUCCCAGGACUCCAUGUUGGCGUCGUAUGGAUAACUGAAGGUUUGGACUUCCUGUCUGCUCUUAACAAAAUAAAGGCGUACAACACCAACAUUUAGUUUCCUGGCGACUGAGCUGCUCAACCUCAGGCCCCGCCCCCUCGACCUCAGGCCCUUCCCCCUCUCGUAGUCCGACGCACCUGUGAUGCGUUCAGGUGCUCCUCAAGUUGCCUGAACGUAAUGUUGCAGUGCAUUAUGGGAUACUGCGGGGGCGGGGCCUGCGUCUGAUUCAGGUGCUGCUGCUCUGCGUGGGAUUCUGCAGCUUUAAGACUUUUACUAAACAGUUUGAGCUUUUAUCUCGUUGUACACACUUCAACACACAGGAAGUGUGUGUUUAACCCUGUCUUACUCAUCAGGCGUCUGUUCACACAGAUCGGCCAAUCGGAGCCCUGUGGAGGGCGACUAGGGGGCGUGGCUUCUGUUAGCUUAGAGGCUACGUAGCAUCAGUUCAUUCAAAGAAACUAAGUAGUGUGUCAAAGGUCGUGACCUCAAACUGGUUUUAAGGCAAUAUUGUAAAUACUCAGUUUCAGGUUUUAUUUUGUAGUUUAAAUGUUUUGAAGUGCUAGUUGACCUUUGACCCCUCUGUUACUGUCCCUCACCCCGACGUUGGCGGAUUGUUUGACUCUGUGACGAACAUGUUGAGGGUUUUGAAUAAAAACAUUUCAAAGAACAA
Molecule: messenger RNA, 2189 nt
Organism: Pseudoliparis swirei
Lineage: Eukaryota; Metazoa; Chordata; Actinopteri; Perciformes; Liparidae
Gene: anp32e
Product: acidic (leucine-rich) nuclear phosphoprotein 32 family, member E
Exons: 7
Coding region: 91-915 (274 amino acids)
Biological process (GO): regulation of apoptotic process
Cellular component (GO): nucleus
Molecular function (GO): histone binding; phosphatase inhibitor activity
Source: RefSeq, a predicted model, not a curated record